AUGUCGCACGUCGUCGCGCCGCUGGAUCUACCCUCAAGCUACAAGGACAGCCAGUCCGAGCACGACCGCGAGACCGAACGGCGCCUCCUGGCAGAGUCAACCACUCUCUAUGUUGGUAAUCUCAGCUUCUACACCACUGAGGCACAAAUUUACGAACUCUUCUCAACAUGCGCGAAGCCCGCCGAAGGUGGCGGGAUCAAACGUGUGAUUAUGGGUCUUGAUCGCCACAAUAAGACUCCCUGCGGCUUCGCGUUCGUGGAAUAUUAUCUGCACUCGGAGGCUGUGAACUGCCUACGCUACAUCUCCGGCACAAAGCUCGAUGAGCGAAUCAUUCGCUGCGAUCUCGAUCCCGGCUACAAAGAGGGUCGGCAGUUCGGGCGUGGCAAGAGCGGAGGGCAGGUACGCGACGAGUUCCGUCAGGAAUACGAUAGCGGGCGAGGAGGAUGGGGUCACCAGCGCCUCGAACUGGAGCGCCGGCAGCAGGAACAGGACCGUCUGCGCCAGCAGGUACAAUUCGAUACAUACGCAGCCAUCGGCGGCCUCGGUCGAGCUGGCGCCGAUGUGCCGUCCGGCGAAGCAGGGGAGCGCUCGAAGCGCGCACGAAGCGAGGAUGACCGCCGCGAUGAGGACGAUGGGAAGAGGUUCCGCGGUGAGCGUGACGAAGAAUGAUGUCUGCACCGUAUGCAGAGUAGGAAAGAGGUCGAUAGGUGACUACUGUGUCUGGGGUUUCUGGCAUACAUACUUAUAGAGAGGUUUCGAUGAUAAGAUCAUCGGGUUAUGGCGGGGCCGAAUAAGCAUGAAUGGAGCAGGCUGCUUGGCCUGUGUGAUAUGCGAU
Molecule: messenger RNA, 835 nt
Organism: Cutaneotrichosporon oleaginosum
Lineage: Eukaryota; Fungi; Basidiomycota; Tremellomycetes; Trichosporonales; Trichosporonaceae
Biological process (GO): mRNA cis splicing, via spliceosome
Cellular component (GO): nuclear cap binding complex
Molecular function (GO): RNA cap binding
Source: RefSeq, a predicted model, not a curated record